AUGGACAUAAAAGGAGAGUUGAAAUACAGGUAUGACAUCAAGAUGAACUACAUGAAAGCUUGGAGAAGUAAGGAACAUGCAGUAAAUGACUUAAGAGGAAACACUAGUGACUCGUACAACCUAAUACCGAGUUUCUUACACAUGGUGGAAAAAAGAAACCCAGGAUCAGUUGUGGAUCUGAAAACAACAGAAGACAACAUCUUACUUUUUGUUUUCAUGGCGUUGGACGCAUCCAUAAAAGGGCGGGGAGCAUGCAGACCGAUAGUUGUGGUGGACGGAACAUUCCUCAAAACAGCUUAUGGGGGAACUUUGUUGUGCGCAUGCACACAAGAUGCAGCAAGUCAUAUUUUUCCACUAGCGUUUUGUGUUGCAGAUUCUGAGAAUGACCAAUCUUGGAAAUGGUUCUUCAAAAAAUUUAAAGAAGCGUAUGGGGUCCGGGAACACCAAUGCCUAAUUUCAGACAGGAAUGAAAGCCUCAUCAAAGCAGAAAUAUAUCCAGAAAUUACACACAGUUUCUACGGGUACCACAUUUUGAGCAACCUUAAAACAAGCUUCAAACAACAUGCUGCCAAAUACAAUCUGCCAUUCUUUGGAGCAGUGAAAGCCUACACAGAAAAGCAAUUCGAGUUCCCCAUGGCUGAAUUGGAUGGAUUGGACAAACGCAUAAGACCUUACUUAAAAAAAGUCGGUUAUGAAAAGUGGUCAAGAAUUCAUAGCCAAAACAAGAGGUAUUCUACAAUAAUCUCAAACAUAUCAGAAUCACUGAACGCCGCAAAUCUAGCAGCAAGGGAGCUACCAAUUACAACCCUGCUAGAAUGCUUGAGAGCAUUGGUGCAACAAUGGACACAUACUAAUAGGACAAAAGUUAAAGCAACAACAGAUUACUUGUUCGAGGUAACAAGAAUGAAAGAAUCGUGA
This is a messenger RNA of Cannabis sativa, 918 nucleotides long. RefSeq lists its product as uncharacterized. Lineage: Eukaryota; Viridiplantae; Streptophyta; Magnoliopsida; Rosales; Cannabaceae. Bases 1 to 918 code for a protein of 305 amino acids. The transcript is spliced from 2 exons. The record is from RefSeq and is a predicted model, not a curated record.